UACCCUGGACGUGGGACACGAGUUUAUUUGGCAGAGUAACCCAGGUUAUAUUGAAACAUUUGCUGUACAUUAUUGUAUGUGCUCUGGAAGUUGGUUUUUAUGGAAGCAUUCGCUUCCAUAAAACUGUGAGAACAGUGUGGAGUACUGUGGAGAACUGUGAACUGUUCAGUUAUUUCGAGACACUUCUGGCAGAGGACGAGGAAUGUCGGCAGUGCUUUCGACAAUUUCGCAGCUUGUGCACGACCCUUUUAGUGCCGAUGGAGGGUAUUGUCGGCGACAGUGCCAAAAGUAUACAAAGUAUCGUCGACCGCGACACGAACUUUGCGCGGAAGUACGGAUACGCGGGAGGUCUUCGAUGGAAUGCGAUCAGCGCCGUGGAGAUAUUCGAGCCUGUGCUCGCUUACUGGGAAAAGCGCGUGGACACCGACAAGAGCACGCUCGAGCGUUUGCUCGACACUGGCGUCUUGCUGGAACUAAUGAAUUUGUUUGUACACAUGAACAGAGAUGAAUUUUACUCCACGCACGUGUCGGUCAAGUGCAAGUCGUGCCUGGGCAAACUCUGUACAGUUAAGAGGGACUUGUACAACGCCGUGGUGAUAAAAUGCAGAUUCGUCAGUCUGGUAUGUAAGUUUUCCGUUAACAUUCAAUUCAUUAAACAAUUGGCACGAUUAACAGGACAAGACGUUAAACAUUCGUGUUUACGAUUAUUGAGACAAAUAAUCUCAAACGAAGUUGCGGUGCUGUUCAACUGGCACGGUGUCAAAAACAAAGAAAACUUUUCUAAACUGAACCUGUGUCAAGUAAUUCUAAGUGUGAUAAGGAACGCCCAUACAUCCGUGAAGGAUGAACAAAUAUCUAAACCAAUAAAAAUAUGGUUGGCACAUGCCAAAGAACGUAUAGAACGACAGAGAGGAAAAAAUACAACAGAUCAAGUUCGAAACAACGACGGACGGGAUGCUCCGGCCCAGCUCCAGUCUCGUCGUGGGAGCGACGAUCAUUAG
Vollenhovia emeryi is the source of this 1001-nucleotide messenger RNA. RefSeq lists its product as uncharacterized. NCBI's taxonomy places the organism in Eukaryota, Metazoa, Arthropoda, Insecta, Hymenoptera, Formicidae. The transcript has 4 exons. Bases 258 to 1001 code for a protein of 247 amino acids. The record is from RefSeq and is a predicted model, not a curated record.